CCUAAACACCAUGACCUCCAAAUUUGUCGCAAAACGCAGAUGUCUUGGUGACGGGUGUGACAAUGAAUGUAGCACGCUGCAAUGUCCCACCUGUCUCAAACUAGAGAUUAAAGGAAGCUUCUUCUGCUCACAAGAUUGCUUUCAGCGUAGCUGGAAAACACACAAAGCCAUCCACCGAGCAAAGCAAACUAUUCUGUACAAUCCCUUUCCAUCAUUCAACUUCACCGGCUCGCUCCGACCCGUCUACCCACUAUCCGAGCGUCGCACAGUCCCCACCACCAUCCAACAUCCAGACUACUGGCAAGGUGGCAUUCCACAAAGUGCACAAUCUUUCUACGAUCGGAGAGCCAAAUUCACCGUCCUAGAUAAGGCAGGUCAGAAUGCCAUGCGAAAGGUCUGCCGACUCGCCCGCGAAGUCCUAGACAUUGCAGCAGCUGCCAUCAAGCCUGGGGUGACAACGGAUUAUAUUGAUGAGAUUGUGCACAAGGCGUGUAUAGAGCGUGAUUCCUACCCCUCCCCACUAAACUACAACUUCUUCCCCAAAUCCGUCUGCACCUCGCUCAACGAAGUCAUCUGCCACGGUAUACCCGACCAGCGCGUUCUGGUAGACGGUGACAUCCUCAACAUCGACGUCACGCUUUACCACGGCGGGUACCACGGCGAUCUCAACGAGACGUACUACGUCGGGGACAAAGCGAAGGCGGAUCCCGAUUCCGUCCGGGUUGUCGAAACAGCGCGGGAGUGUCUGGGCAUGGCGAUUGAGCUGGUCAAGCCUGGGGCAUUGUUCCGGGCUUAUGGGGAUGUGAUUGAAGCGCAUGCGCGGAAGAGAGACUGCAGUGUGAUUCGAUCGUUCUGUGGACACGGUAUCAACACAGUGUUUCAUUGUUUGCCAAGCGUGCCGCAUUACGCUGGAAACAAGGCCGUCGGAGCAGCGAAGGAGGGGAUGUGCUUUACCAUUGAGCCGAUGGUGGCGCUGGGGACGUAUAGGGAUAUGAUCUGGCCGGAUAAUUGGACGGCGGUGACGAUGGAUGGGAAGAGAACGGCGCAGUUUGAGCAUACGCUCCUAGUAACAGCGGACGGAGUCGAGGUUCUGACAGCCAGACUACCAACUUCUCCAGGCGGACCAGUAGCAUAUCCAGUGUCAGAGUGA
This is a messenger RNA of Aspergillus costaricaensis CBS 115574, 1150 nucleotides long. Its product is annotated as methionine aminopeptidase. Gene Ontology annotation, biological process: proteolysis. The transcript has 5 exons. Bases 11 to 1150 code for a protein of 379 amino acids. Gene Ontology annotation, molecular function: metalloaminopeptidase activity. NCBI's taxonomy places the organism in Eukaryota, Fungi, Ascomycota, Eurotiomycetes, Eurotiales, Aspergillaceae. The record is from RefSeq and is a predicted model, not a curated record.